UUAUAUGGAACAACUAGGAAAUUCAGAGUGUUUCACAAAAUAGAACAUGAAUUUAUCACAAUCUUAGAAAUUGAAUUUUGUGAAAUUUGUCAUAACUCUGUAAUGGAACAAUGGAUCAUUACGCAUGUUUUAGAGCCCAUUGGAUUUCACUUACAAAAAGUAUUUUUAAUAAUUUUUUACAACCAUAAUGGUUCCUUUUUUGGGUAGUUAAAAGGUACAAAUCGAACUUGGGUCGCAUUGUUGUAGUGUUGCAAUCAUCAUCAACUUAUGAAUCGAGCUCAAACUCGAUUUCUAAGAAGUGAGUGUUUGGAUUGAAGAUUACAGAGGCCAUCUGCACAAUUCGUGGAGAUGCACUUGAUCGAUUUUGUUAUUAUUAUACUUUGGUCUGGUACUUUGGAUAGGAUUGAGGUCUUACAGAGAUCAACUGAGUUUUGUUGACAAAUAAGAAUGGGAAGGAGAGGAGGCAAAAUUUGAAGAUAGUUUUAUUGUUUUUGAAUCAAUUUGUUUCGUGGGCCUUUUCAAAAGAAUAUUGAGAAGGGAAAGAGAUCAAUGUGUUUGAGACUUUUGAAAGAUAUGUUAAGUUAUAUACAUAGAUUGAUGAGGCUUACUAUCAGGCGACACCGACGAGCAAUUCGGAUGAGCUUUAAUAUGAUAUUUUCCGAUGUCGCGGGAGACAUAAUAAUUGAUGUUGAUGGGCAACCCUUUGUAUUGCAUAAGUUUCCUCUGGUUUCCCAGAGUGGUCGAAUCCGCAAAAUUUUGUCUGAGGUCAAAGACUCUGAGAUAUCCAAACUGGAACUUCCAAAUUUUCCAGGAGGUUCCCACACGUUCGAGCUUGCUGUCAAAUUUUGCUAUGGAACGAAUUUUGAGAUCACUCCAACAAAUGUGGCUCAUAUUAGGUGUGCUGCUGAAUACCUUGAAAUGACCGAAGACUAUUCUGAAGAAAACCUAAUUCCUCGAACUGAGACCUACUUGACCGAGAUAGUAAUGCAAAGCCUGGAGAAAUCAGUUGAGGUCUUGCAUUCUUGUGAAGUCCUGCUUCCUGAGACUGAAGAGGUGAAAAUACCCUGUAGGUGCAUUGAUGCCAUUGCAGUAAAUGCUUCUAAGGAGCAGUUGGUAUCUGGGUUAUCUCGCUUGGAUUGUAACAGUGAUUCGGGUAAACUGAACCUUGGUUGCCAAGAGUGGUGGAUUGAGGACCUCUCAGUUAUAAGGAUUGAUCUUUACCAGAGAGUGAUUGUUGCCAUGAGAAAAACAGGGGUGAGGCCAGAUAGUAUUGUUUCUUCUCUUACGCACUAUGCACAGAGCUGGCUGAAGGGGCCCGGAAAACAAAAGGUUUGGGAUCCAGCACGGUUGAAAUCAGGCACUGGUUUGGCUAUGGAGAAUGACCAGAGACUAAUAUUGGAAACACUAGUGGGUCUUCUCCCAACUGAGAAAAGUGCAACAAUUCCAAUGAGUUUUCUCUUUGGGAUGCUCAGAAUGGCGAUCAUGUUAGACUCUUCUACUGCCUGCAGGCUCGAGCUCGAAAGGAGAAUUGGGUUUCAUUUAGAGAUGGUGACUCUUGAUGACCUGCUAAUCCCAUCAUUGCAGGCUGGAGACUCACUCUUCGACAUUGAUACUGUACAUCGAAUAUUGGUUAACUUUUUCCAAAGAAUUGAAGAGGAAGAAUCAGAAGAAUCGCAGUUUGGUUAUGAAUCGGAAGGGUUUGGAUCACCAAGCCAUGGUUCAGUUUUGAAGGUCGGGAAACUCAUAGAUGGGUUUCUUGCUGAAAUUGCUCCAGAUCCAUAUCUGAAACUCCAAAAAUUCAUGGCCAUUAUUGAGCUUUUGCCUGACUAUGCUCAUGUUGUUGAUGAUGGACUAUACAGAGCCGUGGAUAUAUACCUGAAGGCUCAUCCAGGGCUUACUGAGGCUGAGUGCCGGAGGCUCUGUAAGCUGGUAGACUGCCAGAAGCUCACCCCUGAUGCCUCCAACCAUGCUGCCCAGAAUGAUCGCCUCCCUGUCCACAUGGCUCUUCAGGUCCUCUACUUGGAGCAGCUUCGCAUCAAGAAUGCCCUCGCAGGUAACUUCUCCGAGAAUUUAUUCUCUCAAAGGAUAAGUAGUGGGGUGCCUAGUGCUACCAUGUCCCCUAGAGAUAACUAUGCCUCAUUGAGGAGAGAGAAUCGCGAGUUGAGGCUCGAGAUUUCAAGAAUGAGAAUGAGACUUAAUGAUUUGGAGAAAGAGCAAGCUAACAUGAAGAGAGGGAUGGAUAAGAGGUCGGCCAAUGCCCGUACCUUUCUUGGUUCUAUCUCUAAAGGGUUCGGUCGCAUGACCAUAUUCGGCCCGGCUACUAGAAGUGGGAGGAAGGGGAAGAGGGCAGGACAGGGGCAGGAUGGGAAGAGCGGGAGGAGGCGGAGGCAGUCGGUCUCAUAAGAGGAACAGGGAAAAUGAGGAAACAAGGGGACGUGGUUGCCGCCAACUGCAAUUUAUGUAAUAUGUAUCAAUAGAAAAAUAUUAGAAAAAUAGGGGGUAAUUUUUGUGAAAGUUAUGGAAAUAGCCCUUGUUUUUGAGGGAAAUAUCUAUGGGUACCCCUCACAAGGAUACGUCUAGUUUUGAAGAAAGUUGGAUCAUGGUUUCGUCUAAUUUUUGAGAAUUGAGGUGAUAGGUCGAAACUGGAAUUUUGGGAAAUGUUAGGGUGGAAAUACAGUUGUAAUUGAGACAAAUUUGUGAUGAAAGCUGACGAAAUAUUGGGUUUGUUGUA
Amborella trichopoda is the source of this 2731-nucleotide messenger RNA. RefSeq names its product Phototropic-responsive NPH3 family protein. Gene Ontology annotation, molecular function: protein binding. Lineage: Eukaryota; Viridiplantae; Streptophyta; Magnoliopsida; Amborellales; Amborellaceae. The record is from RefSeq and is a predicted model, not a curated record.